Coffea arabica (coffee) is the source of this 855-nucleotide messenger RNA. RefSeq names its product replication protein A 70 kDa DNA-binding subunit D-like. The record is from RefSeq and is a predicted model, not a curated record. Lineage: Eukaryota; Viridiplantae; Streptophyta; Magnoliopsida; Gentianales; Rubiaceae.
AUGGAGAUGAAUCGCGUGGCCAUUAGUCAAUUAAACGAUAAUAUCUAUGCAUGGGUUAUUCGGGUUGCGGUGGUAGAAAAAAGUCUUAUUCGGCAUGCUCAUUAUAUGGGACGUAAGUAUCAGCGUUACGUUUUUGCCGAUGAUUUGGGUGAUCGGAUUCAAGGGAUUGUCUACUUAAAUGACGUUCAGGUGUUAGAUGAGGUGUUACAAUUAUAUUCUACGUAUUAUAUAGGAAGUGCGACAGUUCGUAGAUUAACGAAUAAUCGAGUAGUUCUUGGAACGGUUGCUUUCGAGUUAGUGAUUACACAAUAUAGCUUUAUUCAGUUGGUUGAUCCAUCACUGAGAUUGCCAAUUGAUAAUAUAUAUAAUUUUACUCCGUUUGCGAAUUUGGGUUCCUUGAGAUAUUUCGGAGAUUCGAACUUAGCUAUUCUUGCUAUGGUGAUCGAAGUCCUACCUUUGCAAAUAUUUAUUAUCGGAGGAAGAUAUAUAUGGGUUCAAGAGUUUAUUAUACUGAAUGAGGAGAUGAGACCAAUGAUAUUUGCCAUGUGGGAGGAUUUUCUUGAGUCAGAAGGGAUGCAUCUUGUUCAGAUUGCGAAUGAACAUCCAGUUGUUUUAAUCUGUAGGCCUAAAGUUAGUCGUCUUUAUGGGGUGUCACUUGCUACACAGGAACAGACUAUUGUUAUGUAUAACGUCGAUAUUCCACGAGCUCGUGAAUUACACGAGUGGUACGAAACUAUGCCAGGAGAUGGGGCGCAAAUUUUUCCCGCUUUGCGACGCUUCGUUGUAACUUCCGAGUCUGGAGCAAGGAGGUGGUUUGACUGGAGCUGGAUAUUUGCUUUUUCAGUGGUAGUCUGA